CGGGCGCAGCAGCCGACAGGAGCGAGCGCAGCCUCGUGCCCGCCGCCCGUGUCCGCCGCCCGUGUCCGCUGCCCGUGCCCGCCACCGCCACCACCGCUCCCGCCCCCGCCCCCGGGGCAUGGCCUGUCUGAUGGCCGCUUUCUCGGUCGGCACCGCCAUGAAUGCCAGCAGUUACUCUGCAGCCAUGAUGGAGCCCAAGUCGGUGUGCGUCUCGGUGGAUGAGGAGCUCUCCAGCCACAUGGAGGCCACGGAGACGGACUUGCUGAACGGACAUCUCAAGAAAGUGGACAACAGCCUCACCGAGGCACAGCGCUUUUCCUCCCUGCCGCGGAGGGCGGCUGUGAACAUAGAGUUCAAGGACCUUUCCUACUCUGUUCCCGAAGGCCCCUGGUGGAGGAAGAAAGGAUACAAGACCCUCCUUAAAGGAAUCUCUGGGAAAUUCAACAGUGGGGAGCUUGUGGCCAUCAUGGGUCCAUCCGGGGCUGGGAAGUCCACGCUCAUGAACAUUCUGGCUGGAUACAGGGAGACCGGCAUGAAGGGGGUGGUGCUCAUCAACGGCCUGCCCCGGGACCUGCGCUGCUUCCGGAAAGUGUCCUGUUACAUCAUGCAGGACGACAUGCUGCUGCCCCACCUCACCGUGCAGGAGGCCAUGAUGGUGUCCGCGCAUCUGAAGCUCCAGGAGAAAGAUGAAGGCAGGAGGGAGAUGGUCAGGGAGAUCCUGACAGCUCUGGGCCUGCUUUCAUGUGCCAACACGCGGACAGGGAGCCUCUCCGGGGGCCAGAGGAAGCGCCUGGCCAUCGCGCUGGAGCUGGUGAACAAUCCCCCGGUCAUGUUCUUUGACGAGCCCACCAGUGGCCUGGACAGCGCCUCCUGCUUCCAGGUGGUCUCCCUGAUGAAAGGGCUGGCUCAGGGGGGCAGAUCCGUCAUUUGCACCAUCCACCAGCCCAGCGCCAAGCUCUUCGAGCUGUUCGACCAGCUUUAUGUCCUUAGUCAAGGACAAUGUGUAUAUCGGGGGAAAGUCUCAAAUCUUGUACCGUACUUGAGGGAUUUAGGUCUGAACUGCCCUACCUACCACAACCCAGCUGAUUUUGUCAUGGAGGUCGCGUCUGGCGAGUAUGGUGACCAGAACAGUCGCCUGGUGAGAGCCGUCCGGGAGGGCAUGUGCGACCCAGACUUCAGGAGGGAGCCUGGCGGGGAUGCCGAGGUGAACCCCUUCCUCUGGCACCGGCCCUCCGAAGAGGUAAAGCAGGAGAAACGAUUGAAGGGGUUGAGAAAGGAUGCCAGCUCCAUGGAGGGCUGUCACAGCUUCUCGGCCAGCUGCCUCACCCAGUUCUGCAUCCUCUUCAAAAGGACCUUCCUCAGCAUCAUGAGGGAUUCGGUCCUGACGCACCUGCGGAUCACCUCCCACAUUGGAAUCGGCCUCCUUAUUGGCCUGCUCUACUUGGGGAUCGGGAAUGAAGCCAAGAAGGUCUUGAGUAACUCUGGCUUCCUCUUCUUCUCCAUGCUGUUCCUCAUGUUCGCCGCCCUCAUGCCCACUGUUCUCACAUUUCCCCUGGAGAUGGGAGUAUUUCUUCGCGAACACCUGAAUUACUGGUACAGCCUGAAGGCCUACUACUUGGCCAAGACCAUGGCCGACGUCCCCUUCCAGAUCAUGUUCCCCGUGGCCUACUGCAGCAUUGUGUACUGGAUGACGUCGCAGCCUUCUGAUGCCGUGCGGUUCGUCCUGUUUGCUGCACUGGGCACCAUGACCUCACUGGUGGCCCAGUCACUGGGCCUGCUAAUCGGAGCCGCAUCCACGUCCUUGCAGGUGGCGACCUUUGUGGGGCCUGUCACGGCCAUCCCUGUCCUCCUCUUCUCGGGGUUCUUCGUCAGCUUUGACACGAUCCCAGCCUACCUGCAGUGGAUGUCCUACAUUUCCUAUGUCAGGUAUGGCUUCGAAGGGGUCAUCCUCUCCAUCUAUGGCCUCAACCGAGAAGAUCUGCACUGUGACAUUGACGAGACGUGCCACUUCCAGAAGUCAGAGGCCAUUCUCCGAGAGCUGGACGUGGAGAACGCCGAGCUCUAUCUGGACUUCAUUGUCCUCGGGGCUUUCUUCAUCUCCCUGCGCCUCAUUGCCUAUUUUGUCCUGAGAUACAAAAUCCGGGCAGAGAGGUAAGCACCUGAAUGUCCCUGGAGAGGAAAACUAGACAUUGUGGCCAAGGGCACCUUCCGGAAUCGCGGCGGUGAGCCCGUGCCUGGUGACGCAGAGACUGCUCUGAUCCGACUCCUGGAAGCAUGCUGGCUCGGCAGGUGUCUUGUGCUGGACUUCGCACAGCCGGGGUGGGUCUUCUCUCCAUUGCCCUUUCCAGCUUUAACUAGGAAGAAGAUGUGGAAAGGUUUUUUUUUUUUUUUUCACAUGCAGAAUUUAAAAAUACCAGAACUGGGGCAGAAUUUGAAGCUACAGAGCAGCUGGUGAUGAGUGGCUUCUGCGGUCAGAUCCCUCCUGUGACCAGGUCACUGGUCCCGGUCUGGGUCAGGCAGCUCUCAGCUGACAGCUGUGCAGCUGGACGUCCUGGGGAGGCAGGCUGAGUGAGGAGGGAUUCCGUCUACAACUGUUGUUUUUCAUAGUUACAUCUUUUUACGGUUUGUCUCUUUUUCCAAUGAGAAGUCAUUUUCCAAGCCAAAAGUUGAUAAUUUUCAUUUGUUUUAAGAAACUAUGUCUUUUUAGUACUUGUUGAAGAAAACAUUCAGGAUAAAUACGUAUCGUAUUUAGAGGUAUAAGGGGUGUAUUGCUGAGCUGGUCUCGCUUACAGAGAGAAGGUAUGGAAGAUGCAAAUGCAGGUUGAGAGAAGGCUUUGGAAACUAUAUGCGCCAAGCCAUGCACAAAUUUUAAAAAGUUAUACAAAAAGCUUACGAUGAACAUGGCCAACUCUUUCAUUUUCCCCAUGCUUAUGUUAAGCAGAAUACAUUGUUUCUUCCUUCCUAACUUUCUGAGAACUUUCAUUUUGCCCAAAACAUUUCUAGAAGCUCAACCUUCUUGAUUUUUUACGAACACUUUCUCUGCUCGUGUAUCACACCAGCUCCCGCCACUGAACCUGGGAAAGCUGGGCAGAGGGAAUCCUGGGUGUGGGCUGGGGGCUCUGCAGGUGAGCCUGGGACAAGGUCACUGCAUGAGGGCAGAGGCUGCAGCUGCGCUGGAGCCCACGGCUGUGCAGACAGAGCCACGGAGCGGCCAAGGGGUCGGACCCCUGACACACCGGGCCGAGGUGUGGGCGAGCCCAGCUCGCCCCCCUGCUUUCCCGACCCCUCAGCUGCGCCGUCUUCUCGCUGCUGGGCUUGUGUAGACUUCACCCAGGAAUCCCCUCCUGGCCGUGAUGCAGUCUCCUCGGGAAUCUCGCGGGCAGGGACGGCGGUCACAUCUGCAGGACAGAAGGCCUUCGGCAUCACUAGGGUACACGGGCACGGGCCCGAGCCAGCCACCAGAGGCUUGGGGCCACUGGUGGACAGGGGUUGCAGCCACACAAGGUCAUUUGAAGGAAGAAUAUCAUUAUCCUGGAGUUGGGGGUCUUCUGAGGAAAGAUGGUGUUUUUGUGGGGAAACCCAUUUGCCCCUCUGAGCCUCAGUUUCCUCAUCUGUACAUGGCAGCAUUUGAUGGCCUUCAAGGCCGUUUUCAGCUCUAAAGGGUUCUUCUCCCCUGGGGUUAUGUUCCCAAAGCUCUACUUCCUCCUUUAAGAGAUGGAAAGAGCUUAGGUUUUCCUUGCACCCGGAUUUGGUCGCAAGUGCUUGGAGGCCCCUUUCCACCCUUAGAUGCUCUUUAGUGAGCCCAGCGAGGACACUUCAAAGCAAUUUUCAGUUUGCUUGUUCUGCUCCAAGGUGGCGUCGCCUUCCAGAUUAAGUUAUUAAGCAGGGACAAUCUUGGCCUUUCUGAGUCUUUAUUUCAAGACAGACCUUCCUGUACCGCAUUGCAAAGGAGCCCCGCAUAGGAUAGCCAGUGAGAUAUGGCGGGGAGUGGGGGGGGGACAGGAAAGGUCUUGGAUUAUGUCUCAGAUGACAUCAGGUGCGGUCAGAGUUUAAAGGCCUCUUUCUCCCCAAGUGAGCCCUCUCAGUGGCACAUCUGUGACCCACUAAGGGCGUGCAUGCUCGGGCCCGCACCAUGUAGGGCCCCUGUCCCCAGGCCACGGCGGUUCCUCUCUUUCUCUUCAUGAGCCUCUGGCAGACUUUCUUCAGGCUCAGAUGUUCAUCCCCAGGUAUUUUCCUUCUGCCGUCAUUUUCAGGUAGUUUGAUAACACGCUGAAUUCUAGUGGCCUCAGACACUGUCCGAGCAACCUCUGGACUAGUCUCUCUGAGCCGCUGUGGUUCAGAGGCAGGCGAUGUGCUGUCUUUCACUCACUGGAAUUUAAACCGGCCAACUCCCCAAAUCCAAUUCUUUUAGGUAAUUUCUGAUGUAGCAACUCGGGCCUCCUUUCACCUCUGUGCAGAGUCUUUGCAUAGAAGGAAGGGUUAGGCCUUGGAUGCAGGGUGCGCAGCCUCCCCAGGUUAGAGCAGGUGAGCGUGAAAACCCCAGGGACAUGCCCACGAGGAACUGGUCAGCAGGGGCGGUGCCACGGGCUCUGCUGCUGCUCUCGCCCCGCCUCCACGCCAGCCAGGUCUCUGCUGGCCCCUCAUCUUGGGACCUGCCACCUCUGUACGCACUCAGAGCAGUUUGUGCUUUCCCCACUUUGCCCAGGAAGGGAAGAAACCUUUUACAUAGAAGAGGCUGGACUCCCAUGGAGUCACCUUGGGGGAGGGACCUUCAGGACCAGGAGUGGGACGUAAGCUUUCAGGUAAAAGCUCAUCCUACAGGUCCACAGGAAGCCAUUCCCCUCCCCGAGGGAGGGGUAGCCAGGGGGUCAGGGGCAGGCCCAGGGGGCAGAAAUCGCCUUAGGGUCCCACCGAGGAGAGAGCGUGGGCCCCAGUGCACUGAGCGUUCUGGGCUGCUGGGCACUCUGAGCACCGCGCUGGACACCUCACACGUCCCUCUGGUCACCUUCUCGCUCGGCCGACUGUUACGGGCCAUCCCCAGGUGCUCGGUACUGUCCCAGGCCUGGGGACUUGGGGAAGGGAACCCAGAUGGGCUCGCCCUCCACUGCAGGCCGGUAGGACAUCUGUUCCCUGUGCGGGUGCAGGACGCCAAGGCUGAACGAGAGCUAGGAUGCUCUGGGGCCCGGGGUCAGGAAAGAGCCGAGAUGGAUUUGAGGCCCAGUGUGACCCUAAAACCCCUAUUUUUUUACUUUGCCAUAUUGCCUCCUGCUCAUAGUGUGUAAACAUACACAGAAAUGCUCUGUAAGGUGUGAAGUGCAAUACUAGUUUCAUGGCUCUUCGUUUUGGACUUACUGUCACCAAACAGCUGAGAUGGGAGGGUGGCCUGCCCCCUUGUCCCUAGUCAUCUCGUCCUGUGCUGACCCAGGGGGACAGAGUCCACUCCUUGGUGAUGGCAGCCGCCUUCCUUGCCCUUCCUGGGUCUUAGCUCCCUGACGCAGCGCACCUGUGGGCUAGCUGGGGCCAGAGAGGGAGGGCCGGGAGUGCCCACAUGCAUGUGCGGGCAUACACCUGUGUGUGUCCCGGUGUGUGUCUCAUAGUGUCAGUCUGUGGCGUUUCCUUGUCUCUGAUCCUCAAUUGUCCUUCACUCCAAGAAGGAAAGAAAGAUUUUUGUAUCGUGCAGAUAGUCAAGGCGUUGUCAAAACCUUUUAAGGCUUUAAACACAUGCCGGGUCAUUUAGAAGGUGACAAAGAGGAAAGCAAAAUGCCCAGGUGGGGGAGGCUUGAGUGUAUGAAUGUAAAGUUAGAUACUUUAAGAAAUAAAGACUGCUAAUAAAAUAUUUUAUAUAAAACUUU
Molecule: messenger RNA, 5852 nt
Organism: Manis javanica (Malayan pangolin)
Lineage: Eukaryota; Metazoa; Chordata; Mammalia; Pholidota; Manidae
Gene: ABCG1
Product: ATP binding cassette subfamily G member 1
Biological process (GO): cholesterol homeostasis; cholesterol efflux; transmembrane transport
Cellular component (GO): plasma membrane
Molecular function (GO): ATP binding; ATP hydrolysis activity; ABC-type sterol transporter activity
Source: RefSeq, a predicted model, not a curated record